Contarinia nasturtii (swede midge) is the source of this 1920-nucleotide messenger RNA. RefSeq names its product facilitated trehalose transporter Tret1-like. The record is from RefSeq and is a predicted model, not a curated record. NCBI's taxonomy places the organism in Eukaryota, Metazoa, Arthropoda, Insecta, Diptera, Cecidomyiidae. Gene Ontology annotation, cellular component: membrane. The coding region runs from base 226 to 1803 and encodes 525 amino acids. Gene Ontology annotation, biological process: transmembrane transport. Gene Ontology annotation, molecular function: transmembrane transporter activity. The transcript is spliced from 9 exons.
CUCGCACAAAACAGUUGACUGCUUUUUUUGCUGUCCAUACGGUUUUAUUUAUUCAUACAAAAAAUUACCGUGUGUAAAUUGCCUCACAUCAUUUUGCAUUUAAGAAUUGUGUAUUAAGUAACGAAGAUAACUUCAAUUACGCGAUCUUUAAACUAUUCUAUACUGGAAAUCAAGUGAACGUUUAUUUGUGUACCAAUUUAUAGUAAUAUUUACGAAUUCGGUAAGAUGCUAAUAAAACCGUUGAAUCUGUUUUCGGGUGGCUUUGGCUUUGAUUUUUCCAAGGGACCCGACAAAGUCAGCACAUUUCGCCGAAUUUUGCCACAGUUUUUGUCGUGUCUUUCGCAAUAUAUAAACGGAUGUAAUAUGGGUCUAGUGCUGGCGAUCUCAUCCAUUGUCGUACCGUCGAUAAUUGGGAGAAGUACUGAAUUGAAUCCAGAUGAAACAUUGCAUAUGACACCUGAAAAAGCUAGCUGGCUCGCGAGUCUGAUGUUUAUUAUUCAACCCAUUGGAUGUAUAUUGUCGCCAUUCUUUGCGGAUUCGUUGGGCAGAAAAUGGGCAACAUUUUUGACAAGUUUUGUGCCAGCGUUUGCAUGGAUUUUACUUCCGAACGUUCAAUCUGAAUUCAUGAUUUACGUCGGUUUUUUAUCGCUGGGCAUUUGGAAUGGAUUGACCAGUUCACUGUCUAUAUAUCUAAAUGAAAUAUGUGAAGCAAGUAUAAGAGGCGUUAUGUGCGCAAUGGCGGGAAUAGCCGCAACCACUGGAAUUUUUAUGGUAUUUUUACUAGGGAGUUUCCUUUCAUGGCGACAGGUGUCUUAUAUUUGUGCAAUUGUACCCAUUCUCAAUAUAUUGCUGACCAUGUUGAUCCCCGAGUCGCCGAUUUUUCUCGUAUCAAAUCAUCGAACGGACCAGGCUGAAAAAUCAUUGCAAGUACUACGCGGAUGGGUAUCAAGUAAAACGAUCACCCCCGAACUUGAUCAAUUGAAACGCGCAAGUGAAUUGUCCGCAUCAUGUGUGAAUUGCGAAAAAUCGGGUCAAAAAUGUAACCAUCCGCCACCAACACUGUUUGAUAAAUUGAAAGAUAUUACCAGAAAACGGACGUUGAAACCAUUUUCCAUUAUUUCAAUUCUGUUCCUUUUGAUGCAAUUUUCUGGAAUGUUUGCAAUGCGACCGUACAUUGUGCCCAUCCUAAAUGCACAUGGCAUUGCUUUUUCGGCCAAUUUUAUCACGGUCAUGCUAGGAGUUUUGGGAAUUUUGGCGAAUAUUUGCAUCGCACUUACAGUUCGAACGAUUGGAAAACGAAGAAUUUACCUUUAUUCAAUGGUCGGGAAUUUUGUUAGCUGCUUUGGACUAAGCAUUUACGGAUGGGUAUUCUUUCCUCGUGGCUGGACAUCGGUCGGGACGAAUGAUAGUGACUUGGAAUCGAUACGAGAGUCAGUCGGGGUCUAUAAUUAUUUUGCAUUGGCCAUGUUUUUGAUUAUGCAAUUUUGCAUUUCUAUUGGGGUCUCAUCAAUUCCAUACUUUUUACAAGGCGAAAUUUUUCCAUUCAAAUCACGGACAUUCUGCUGCAGCUUAACUGGAAUGGAAAAUCAACUGUUUGCAUUUGUCGCGACAAAAACGUUUUACGAUUUUGAGAGAUGGCUGUCGCUGCCGGGAGUUAUUGGCUUUUAUGGUGUUAUUGCCGUUUUAGGGUUUAUUCUGAUGAUCUUCAUGAUACCAGAAACUGAGAAUCGAACAUUAGAAGAAAUAGAGCUGCAUUUCUCAGACAAUAAACGAAGCAUUUUUGAUAUUAACAUUAAGAAAUGAGCAUUUACGUUUUGUGCAGCGUUUUUUCCUUCCAAAUAUAGCCAAGCAUGCUAGUUAAAUUAGAAGAGAGAUUUUUGUGAUUAAAAUAGAAAUUAUUUAGACGAUAUUUUAAAUUUA